Molecule: messenger RNA, 2246 nt
Organism: Trichoderma atroviride IMI 206040
Lineage: Eukaryota; Fungi; Ascomycota; Sordariomycetes; Hypocreales; Hypocreaceae
Source: RefSeq, a predicted model, not a curated record
CUAAGCCAGAGAUACGGCCGAUCCUUCAUAUUGUCACCGAUCAGGAAUAUUUCACCAUGUCUUUCACAAAGAUAAUCGCCCUUUCCUCACUUUUCAUUGCCUUCCUCUUGGUUCGGAAAUGGCGUACAUUGUUCGGCCGUCAGGCCAAAAGCGUCAUUGCCUUGGAUUCAAAUCAGAAAUCAAGGCUCGAGGCCAAACUUGCAGAGCGAGUCACGCUGUACAAAGAGCUGUACUACAAAGUACAGAACCUCGAAGACUUUCCUGAGAUUCUACCGGCAGCAAAAGAGAUGCUUCUAGAACUUUUAGAAGACGGGUUUGCCAUGGCGAAAUACAACCCGCCAACCCGCAGUAUUCUGGACCUCAAGGAGUACGACCCAGCAGAACUGGAUAAGUUUCUCGAGGCCGAACGUCAAGAGGUCUCGGAUGGAUUCGAGUCAUAUGUCAGGCGAAGAUCAGCCGGGUCCCCUCGAGAGCUAUUCAAUACUCAAGAGGACGCAGUCCAAUGGCUGAAGCGUCUUGCCCCCUUGAAUCUCAUCGAUGGAGCUUGGUUAUGCCGUGUCCACAAAAUCACGACACCAUUUGUGCUCAGAGACAUCACCAAGAAUGCCUGGCAGGUGUUUUCCGAGGAACUAGGCGAUGGAGAUGUUGAGAAAAACCACGUCUUGAUUUAUCGAGAUUUGCUGAGAAAGCAUGGCGUUGAUCUUCCGGCUUGUGACUCAAUCGAGUUCAUCCGAGAACAUCACGAACUCAAUGAUGAGCAAGUGUGGAGGAAUUCAAUUGGGCAACUACUCAUUUCCCUCUUCCCCAACGAGUUUCUGCCAGAGAUUCUGGGCCUAAACCUACACUUCGAAGCAUUGGCACCUACUGGUUUGAGAGCAACCAAAGAGUUUCCAGAAGUUGGCAUCUCGGCGUACUACUUUGCUCUGCACGUAUCAAUCGACAAUGCUGAUUCAGGACACUCGGGCAUGGCACAGGCCAACAUUGUCGCUUUCAUGGAUCUCAUGCGCAAGACUGGCCUUAUGGACUGCGACCAAGCAUGGAAGCGCAUCCAGGCUGGAUAUUUGCUCUCGCAAAGCCUCGACGACAGUGAGACGCCAGAUGUGUUUGAAGAGAGACUGAUCCAGAUCCUCCACCGCAAGGCGAAUCUCGCACGCAAAAUCCACUGCACCAGUCGAGCCCGCAUCGGUGGGAAAAGCCUAUCAGAAUGGUUCUCGUCGCCCUUUUCUGCUAAUGAAAAAGGGGACGAGUGGAAAUACGGCUUUCUGCAUGCCUUGGCUGACUCGAGGCCAUGGGUGUACAGAGGCAAUAGCAGCAAGAGUCUGCUGAUGAAAGAACUCUCCUGGACUGGUAGAAUGUUUGGCGCAUUCACCGAUAGCGAGGUUGAACUCAUGCGCACCUGGAUCGAUUCUCUCCAGGAAAAGGAUGCUCGUCCAGGCGAUGCUUACUGGAAGACGGUUGGAGGACACUCUCUUUUGGAAAACUCAUUCCUGCCCCCACGGCAAGAUGUGGCUGUUACGCAUCCAGUAUUUUCCCCUCAGGACGCAUUCUCUUCCAGCGCCUCGCCCGACUUUGUUCCGUUGCCCGCUUUGCAGGUCUCUCAGAUCAGACUUGAUGCCAUCCUUCCUCUAUGGUUUGUGCAUCCUUGCGUGUUGGAGAACAUAGUAGCGUCGCCAUAUCAGACGGCCGAAACAUUGACGUCCAAGAUCCUCCAAAUCAUCCGUGCUGAGAUGGGCUACAGCCCAGAAAACACGGGAAUGGCGGGCAUGGAUGAGCAGUUGCGCCGUGGAUACCGCCCCGAUCUCAUCGCCCUUGGACGCGAAAUGGCUCGCAGAAACAGCUUUCCUGAGCCGACAUGCCUAGGCGAUAUCAUUGGGCCAUUGAGUGAGGAUUCACCUGCCGUCAUCAAGUUUGCACACUCUUUGCUCAAUUGGUCUAUGCGGCCGCAGAAGAACGGAGCAUUCCUGCUGGGUCUGGCUCGCGCUUUUCUCGACAUGGAAGUGUGGGUGGCUGCAGACGAAUCGCUGCUGGCUAAAGAGGGCAGAAACUAUCUGUGGCAGGUCAUUGAACGAAAGAGGGUAGGAUUCGAGGCUUGUUUGGAGGAGCUCGGUUCAGAUCCCGCCAAGUCUUGUGAAUUUGUUGGCGGUUACGAGUAUGGACGGGCAGAGAUUGAGAAAAUAUUGGCGUAAACGGUUAUCAAUACAGUAAAACUUUAGAGUAUGUAGAGUUUAUAAAAGCUGUGACCGAUG